This is a messenger RNA of Dendronephthya gigantea, 2664 nucleotides long. RefSeq lists its product as uncharacterized. Bases 1 to 2664 code for a protein of 887 amino acids. NCBI's taxonomy places the organism in Eukaryota, Metazoa, Cnidaria, Anthozoa, Malacalcyonacea, Nephtheidae. The record is from RefSeq and is a predicted model, not a curated record. The transcript has 2 exons.
AUGAUUCCUUCAUGUGUUCCACAUGAGCUACAAGGUUUGACUCAAGUUGAGGAAAUGUUAAUUGCUCGUGUUCUUCCUAUCAUGAGAGUUUAUAUUAAACCUGGAGGUCAACGAGGUUACUCAGGGCAUUGUAUUAACUUGCCACAAAAUGUGAAAGAGCUUGCAACAUCUUUGCCAAGAUACCGCAAAGACUUGGCUGUGAUUAUUGUCAAAGUGAAAGGUAAAGACAACACAUUCAAAGAUGUGACAGUGCGAAAGCAAAAAGUACAUAUUGCUUUAGUUUGGCUUAUCAAUAAUAACUCAUAUUAUUCUGAGUUAACAAUUAAUGAAGAUGCAUUAAAUUCAUUACCUGAAAAUGGUGUACCACCAGAUCUUAUGACUGUUGAAACCGAAAAUGACACAAUGUCAGAUGAUAGUGUGACGCCAGAUUUAGACCCACCUACUGACAAACCUUCUGGGGACAUUGUAUACAAUGAUUCAACAGAAAUGAGUAGUUUCUUACCUGUUGGUGAACAACAACAACAGGAAAUUGAAGCUGUUAGAGAUCAGCUUACUUCAAAUGAACCAAUGGCAUGGCUUACUGUUCAAAAUGAGCCAUUAAAUGAAUAUCAGAUAUCACAUCUGGCCACUAUGGCUUUUCCAACAUUGUUCCCUGAUGGGAAAGGUGAUCUUACUAAUCAAGCUCUUUUAAGAGAUGUUCCUCUUCAUGAACGAAUUAAACAUCUAUUGAAAUUUGCUGAGAUUGUUGAUGGUAAAUGGGUAUAUCGUUUUGCCAACCAUCCCAGAUUCUCAUAUUGGGCUUUUAACAUGAUUCAAAGAAAGCGGAUUUUACAACAAAGUGGAAUAUUCCUUAAACAGAACCCAGGUGAAGCACAUCUCACUAUUGAUGAACUGCGUGAAAUGGCUGCCAAUAACAAUGCCAAUGCAUUUAUGUCUAAAGUGUCAAGAUAUGUUGGCAAUAUUGCAGGUACUAAUGCUUAUUGGAAUAGAGUAAGAGAGGAACUCAAAGCUAUUAUAACUAGUGUUGGAGCACCAACAUUAUUUUUCACUUUCUCCUCUGCAGAUAUGCAUUGGCCGGAGUUACAUGCUUUAUUUAAAGCUGAUACUGGCAGUGAGUUAGGUAAUUCUACCAGUGAUGUAAGACGACAAAAUGUGAUCAACAAUCCCCAUGUCGUAGAUUGGUUUUUCACACAGAGAUUAGAAAGCUUUGUAAAACACUGGCUUUAUGAUACACUUGAUGCAAAAUGGCACUGGUUUCGAUAUGAAUAUCAAGGUAGAGGUAGUAUCCAUUGUCAUGGUACUGCUAAAUUAAAUAAUGACCCAGGUUUGUGUCAACUUACUCAAAUUGCUUUGAAAGGUUUCUUAGCUCAACAAUUCAAAGAUGAAAAUGAUUGUUCUGACACAACUGAACUAGACCAGGAUAUUGAAGCUGGUCUGAAAGCAGCUGACACAGUAUGUCAGUAUGUUGAUUGGUUACUAUCAACCAUCAAUCCUAAUCCACCAGAUGAGGACAAGUGGAUAAGACCUGAAACUCAUCCAUGUCAAAAAAAUCAUCAUGAAAUUCCUGAACAUGAAAAACAAUCAGACUAUAAAGAAGUCAAUGAAACAGAGUUGAAAUGUAGAUUUCAUUUCUUAUUUGAUAUUUGUCCUAAGACAAAAUUAGAAUUUGAAAAAAUUCACACUUCGGGUGAUAAUGAACAUUAUCGAGCUAAGAUUGUGACUAAACGAAAUGACUCUAGGUUAAAUAACCAUCAACAACUUCAGCUCCAAGGCUGGAGGGCUAACUGUGAUAUUCAAGUUGUAAUUGAUCACUAUGCAUGUGUUGAAUAUCUCACAAAAUAUGCAGCCAAAGGUGAGCCAAGGUCACCUAUAUUAAAACAGGCAUUCAAUUCUAUUGUGCAAAAUGUUGAAAGUAAUACUGACCCUCGCAGAGUUAUUAAGAAGGUAGUUAUGAAAUCUCUUGGUGAACAAGAUUAUGCAGCUCAAGAGACAAUGCACCAUUUGUUGUCUUUAAAACUCCACAGCUCAUCAUUUAAAGUGAUGCCAGUUAGCCUAAAUGGUUCACGUAGAGUGCGUGAUACUGCAAAUAUUGAUGAGGGUGAAUCGUGCACAAAUGAUUCACUUCUUGAUGUUUAUGCUAAUCGUGAACAAUAUGAGAGUUCAAAAAACAUAAUGAAUAUGAACUUUGUUCAAUUUGCAACAACAUACAAAGUUGUUAACAAUGAACUGACAAAAUUGCCAGAAAAUGUUAUACCACGAAUAUUUCCAACAUAUUCUCCUAAUCCCAAAGGUCCAAAUUUUGGCCUAUAUUGUAAAUAUCAACUUUUGAGGUAUAAACCCUGGAGAACAACCCAAAAUAAUGCAUGGGGUGGCGAAGAACCAACUGAUGAGGUUCUGAUCAAUUGUUGGCAUGAAUUCUUACAAACACCUUGUGGGCAGUCUAAUGUCCCAGACUGGUUUGAUAAAUUACAAGCUGUUAUUCAAAGUCAAGAACCAGAAGAUGAACCUUCUGAAGAACAGGAGACAACUCAAGAAGAGUGGAUGAUAUUAUCAGAUCUAUACACUCCUUUUCACAACUCUGAACAAACACCAGAGUCAACACAUGACUGGCAUCUGACAAGCCAAUUAUUCAACAACAAAUUCAAGAAAUGCCAACUUGGAUAA